AUGAGUAAAAGUGUAGAAGAAACAUUAAAAGGAGCAGAUAUUAAAUUGCUCCUAAUUGAUUUCGAUGGUACAUUAUUUGUUGAUAAAGAUAUAAAAGUGCCCAAAGAAAAUAUAGAAGCAAUUAAAGAAGCUAUUGAAAAAGGAUAUAUGGUAAGUAUAUGUACAGGACGAUCAAAAGUUGGUAUUUUAAGUGCAUUUGGUGAAGAAAAUUUGAAAAUAAUGAAUUUUUAUGGUAUGCCCGGUGUAUAUAUUAACGGAACUAUAGUAUAUGACCAAAUAGGAUAUACUUUGCUUGAUGAAACAAUUCAAACUGAUGUAUAUGCAGAAUUAAUAAAUUAUCUUGUUGAAAAAAAUUUAGUUAAUCAGACAAUUUUUCAUAGAGGAGAGUCUAAUUAUGUAACUGAAGAUAAUAAAUAUGCAGAUUUUUUACAAAAAAAUUAUAGCGAAAAUAGAAGUAUUAUUAUUAGACAUAAUGAGUUGUUAAAAUAUAAAACUAUGAACAAACUUAUGAUAGUAUUAGAUCCAUCUGAAUCGAAACAAGUAAUAGAUAAUUUAAAGAAAAAAUUCUCAAAAAAAUUAACAAUAUUUACAACAUAUAAUGGGCAUGCAGAAGUAACCAAGUUGGGUCAUGACAAAUUUACAGGUAUUAAUUAUUUAUUAAAACAUUAUAAUAUUUCGAAUGAUCAAGUUUUAGUUGUAGGAGAUGCAGAAAAUGAUAUAGCUAUGCUAUCAAAUUUUAAAUAUUCCUUUGUUGUAGCAAAUGCAACAGAGUCAGCAAAAUAUCAUGCAAAAUGCAUUCUUCCAUUAACACAUAAAGAAGGUGCUGUUGCUUAUUUACUAAAAAAAGUAUUUGAACUAAAAAAAUAA
Molecule: messenger RNA, 867 nt
Organism: Plasmodium yoelii
Lineage: Eukaryota; Apicomplexa; Aconoidasida; Haemosporida; Plasmodiidae
Product: Cof-like hydrolase
Exons: 1
Coding region: 1-867 (288 amino acids)
Cellular component (GO): cytosol
Molecular function (GO): phosphatase activity; magnesium ion binding
Source: RefSeq, a predicted model, not a curated record